Solenopsis invicta (red fire ant) is the source of this 526-nucleotide messenger RNA. RefSeq lists its product as uncharacterized. NCBI's taxonomy places the organism in Eukaryota, Metazoa, Arthropoda, Insecta, Hymenoptera, Formicidae. The transcript is spliced from 3 exons. Bases 33 to 446 code for a protein of 137 amino acids. The record is from RefSeq and is a predicted model, not a curated record.
AUAAGUCUAUUUUUAUGCUUUUAUAAAAAAUUAUGUUUCUAGAUGUGGCAGUGAAUCAACCUAUUGCAAAUAACUUAAUUAAUACAAGUGAGGUAUUAACAAUUUAUGUGUCUGAAUUUAAUGAAGACAAUAGAGUAGAACUAAAUCUAAAUGAAAUGAAUGUAUUUCAUUAUGAGAAUGAUAAUAAUGAGAAUGAUUUACUUGUGCUCAAUCCUUCCGACAAUAUUUUAAGCAUUGAUGAAAAAGUACAAACAAAUACUGAAACAUGCUCUGAUGUAACAGAAAUUAAUAAUAUUGAAUCUUCAAAAACAUUAUCUGCUGACGUAGGGGCUAAGUGCCAAAUUAAUUCUGUGCAAUUAUGUUCUGAUGUUUUGAAAGAAACUACAAAUAAAAUAGUUUUUAAUCUAAUUAUAAAAGAAAAAAAUAUUGAAUAUGAAGCACUAUAGAAAUUUACAUUUUCCUAGUCAAGAAAAUGUAGGAAAAAAACGAAAAGCGAUACAAAACAAAUAAGAAAAUAUUUUUGCUA